AGAGAGAGAGAGACACACAGAGAGAGAGAGAGAGAGAGAGAGACAGAGAGAGAGAGAGAGAGAGAGAGAGAGCAGCAGUAGUUGCUCGGUGUUCUAGUGGAGAGCUGCUGGUGUCUCUCUGUCUCUCUUUGCGCACACUGGACCAGUUUGGAUCGAGAAGAAGCAGCUGAUAAACACCUGGUGGAGCUGUUACCUGCUGACACACAGUGUCUUUAUGUCCGGACAGGACUGGGCUCUAAUCAGCUGCCUGCAGGAGACAACACUGGAUACACCAGGCUGCACACUUCAAGGACAACUUCCCUGUGUUUUUCUAUCUGGAAUAAUGUGUAGUCUCCAUGUGCCUCACAGCUAGAGGCUUUUAACGCAGAGGAGAAAACGUCACUUUUUUUGCACCUUCUGCAGAAGAUGCGCCUUUUUUUCAAAACACUUUUCUGCAUCUUCCCAAAAGAGAAAACUGAUGUGAUGCGUUUUGGGAACUGAGAACAGCUGUUUGGAUGGACGAGCUCUGCAGCUGAGAAACACCUUUUAAAGUUUCCUUUAAAAAAAAGCAGAAGAAUAUUAAAACCCCAGGAGAGAGAGAGAGAGAGAGAGAGUGAAGGGGGGAUAUGGAUGGUGUUGCGUGUGAGCCUGCAGCCUGGAUGCACUGCGCAUCUGAACAACGAAUGCAACACACCUGAAUCCAGCCCACAAGGAUCCAGUAUGUCCUCCUCACUACAGACGAGGAAGCUGACUCUGUGCCAGGCCCUGACCUUCGUCCUGCUGCUGGUCGCUCCCGUCUGCCUGUCGUCCCCGCAGAGUUCGUGGGUUUCUGGGUGGCAUCCCUCCGGCGAGGCGGCAUCGGGGCGUCCGGCGCGCGCCCGGCGGCAGCUGCACUUCCGGAACGAGUGGGCGGCGUGGAGCGGCUGGUCUGUCUGCUCACGCAGCUGUGGGAGCGGCGCCUCGGUGAGGACGCGCACCUGCAUCACCAGGAACCCGGUGGGCGGACCGUGUUCAGGAGAUCCCAGACAAUACAAGAUCUGCAACACCAAGGAGUGCCCCCCCAGCUCGGAGGACUUCAGAGAGAUGCAGUGUGCUGCCUUCAAUGACAGACCGUUGGUGGCUGGAAACUCCUUCAGAUGGACCACCUUUUAUGGAGGAUCUAACCCCUGUGAGCUGAGCUGUCUGGCCCUGGGACACAACUUCUACUACAACUUUGGCCGAGUGCUCGAUGGGACGGCCUGCGACAAGGAGCCGGGAGCGGUGUGUGUCAACGGACGCUGCCUGAAGCCCGGCUGUGACUCCAUCUUCGGCUCUAAGCAGCUGGAGGACGCCUGCAUGGUGUGUGGAGGACAAAACACCACCUGCCUGCACCACAAGAGCGUUUACCAGAGCAACGCACUGGAGGCAGGAGGACCUUUUGGAUACAACGAAGUGGCCAUGAUACCAGCUGGAGCCACUCACAUCCGAGUCACUGAUAACAGCAGGAACUAUCUAGCGCUCCAGAAUGGUCGCUCCCAGUUUGUCAUCAACGGUAACUGGAAGAUCAGCAUCCCAGGCGAGUACAACGUAGCCGGGACGAAGCUGCUGUACCGGCGCUCGGCAGACACCUGGGAGAGCUUCGAGGUGCCGGGACCGACCCAGGAAGACCUCCAUCUAAUGGUGCUGGCGACAGACAGAAACCCGGACAUUGAGUAUGAGUACUGGCUACCACCGGGCCAAUACGCCCUCCACCAUGGGAGGAGGAGUCCACUGCGUCAAGCUCACCACACUGCUAACUACCUCCCCUGGGAUCAACCCACCACCACAACCGCCACUACCACAUCCACCACCACCACCCGACCUCCUCCUGUCACCACCCGACCCCACUGGUAUUUAAGGCCUGUGAAGCCGCCGCGCCAGUCUCCCCACCACAACCGGCGCCAGCGUCCUCACCAGCCCAUCCUGCCCCGCCUGGAGCGGGAGGAGAACCACAGAAACCUCCUGCCUCAAUCUCCACCUGGAAAGCAUUGUGGGAGAUGUCAGCGAGUUAAAGGUCGAAGGGAACGCCAGAGACAGUAUUGCCAGAAGGACUUUGUUUUCCGGGCCCGAGUCCUCGGGAAGCUGUACAGAGGCGAGGAGACGCGUUACGACGUCCAGAUUAUCCACACCUACCGGAACAGCUACCGCCUGGAGCACCGAGAGUUCUUGUGGUCCCCUAACGUGUGCGACUGCCCCCUUCUGGAGGAGGGGAAACAGUAUAUACUGAUGGUGCGUCGCCACAUCAACUACGAGCGGACGCUGAACCGCAUCCUGCUAGAGGAGGAGAGCUACGUGGUGCCGUACCGACCCAGAGAGGACGAACUGCUGCGACCGCUCGAAAGACUCUGCAGCAACAGAGGACCGAGAGAGCCGGCGCAACUGACGGGAUGAGUGUGUGUGUGUGUGUGUGUGUGUCAGAGAAUGAAGCUUUAUUCACUUCCAGUGUUUCAUUUCUGGACCUUCAAAACAUCACCAGACUCCAGGUGAUCCGUGGUUGAUGGUCCGAUGAAUUCCAGAGUGGCGUCACUGGAGAAAAAUGACUUGUUGGAUCGUCGACAGACAGUUUCAGCCUCAUUUGAAACCCCAAAAAGACUUUAUUUAAAAGCCCGACCAGCUUACUGUACCAUAUAGAGCACUUUAGGUGGCUGCUUGCUCCACCUUUAAACACAUACCAAAGAGAAGAACAUUGACUGAAAUGGCCUUUUUGUUAUAAUGCUGUUUUUCCACAGCUGACAUUUAUUUUUUAUAUAUUAUUGUAUUUUUGUGUGUGUUUGUGUAAACUUAAAGGAAAAAUCCACCUCAAAAUAGGGUUGGGUGAUAUGUUAAAUGUUAACAACCGGCGGUUGCCGAUAUAUUCACGCAACCGUCUGGGUUUGUCUUUCCAACCAUCACCAACUCUGGUUUGGUCGAAAUAAACUCUUAUCUCACUGAGUUAGAUGUGAGAAUAUGCUCUGCAUGUUGUUUCCCCCACUGUCUCUCUCUCUGCCCGAUGAGCAGCAGCUGAGCAUUUCUCGUUCUUCGAAGGCAGACCAUUAAAUUAGCAAAAUAAAAUGACAAACAUUGCCCAAAAAAAAUAAACAGCGAUGUACUCAGCCAAUCGCCGAUAGCUGAUAUAUUCAUUCAAUCGCCCAACCCUACCUCAAAACACCACAACAAAGAACAUCGAAGACAAAUCUGACUUUGUCUUCUGCUUAUUUCUGUGGAUACAUAGACACAUCCAGAUAUUUCCUGCAGCUCAGUAGAGUUGGUAUCACAGCAAAUGUUUCAGCGAUCUAAAAUAUCAACGGACAGCUGCAGACUUCCAUUCAUACUACAAUUGAGGGUCUGCGUCGUCCUGGCGUUCCACGCUAUUUCCCGAUCCAUUCCCGUUGGUGGCGGUGUCAUUACGUUGUUUGCCAGGAGUUCAACACUUUUUUUUUCUUUGUAUUCAUUUAAGGACGAAUCAUAUAAAUGUGGGUGACGGCGAAUCUCCUCGCACAACCUCUCUUCAAAACAAGCAUUCACUUUGUAGUCUUUUUUCUCCUUCUUGGCAAACUAAAGCUAGAGGUGCAUACGCCACCAACUUGACUGGAGUGUGGAACGAAUCUGGAGCAUACACAGUCGGUGCGCUUGCUAUGAGUACAGUCCGCACGGUCACACAUUUUGGGCUGCACGCGGACGUCCACUUGCAGACCCUCACAGACAUGGAAGGAUGAUGACAUUUAUGUCACAAGGAUCAGCGGAAAAGCAUGAUUUUCCAUUGACUGCACAAAGAUUAACAUCUUUAGUUCCCUCAUGACUGGGUUGUACAGCUCUGGAUCACCGGUUACGCGAGUGGCCACCGCAGCGUGACGUCGGGUUGCGUUUCUCCAAACGUUGAAUCUUUUUCUACUUUUCUGCUGCAGGCUUUAUCUUUUUUUCCAGCACCCCUUGCGGCCGCUGCUGCCACCGGCCAAGCGCUCUACCCCCUUUAAAAUGAAUGAAUCACCGCUCCACGAUAUCUGGUGUAAAUACAGCGUUUUGGUGUCAGCCCCUCAAAGUCAAAGCGUGAGGCCGUCUUUCUAGAGCUGCCAUAACAAAGCUGAUGGCCAUAACAUAAACCUAAUGUAUUAUUACAUUUUACCUGAGACUCCAGUGUUUCUAUGUUGAGUAACAUUGAGGAUAUCAUUUAAGCAAGGAAAAAUAUGUCUCUUCCCACGUCAGAACUUUAUUACUCCCCUCCAGUCGAGGAAAAUAGACCAGAAUGUAAUGAAGUUUAUAACUCAUAUCAUUUUAAAUUUGAUUCUAACUGUGCUAUCACCUGUCAUUUCCUUCAAACAGCACAUGUAACUGCAGCUAAAUGUUCGUUGUGCGUGCAGGUGGAUUUUUCUUUUAGCUUUAACUCCGAUAUAGUAACAACAUAUUGCUUCACAAUAUAUAUUUAUGUAUACAAAAAAUAAGCUUAACUUGUGUGUCACUUGUUUAACGUCUUUCAUAAUGUCUGUGUUGUGGUAUUAAUUUUUUUUAUAGUGUGUUAAAUCAGGUCUGCUUUGUGAUACUUUUAUGUGAAAGAGAUUAUGAAAUAUACAGUAUUUUAUUGUGUGGCACUGAUUAGCUACAAAUAUACUAAAGUAUAAUUGUUUUG
This is a messenger RNA of Sebastes umbrosus (honeycomb rockfish), 4600 nucleotides long. It is a transcript of the gene adamtsl5, whose product is annotated as ADAMTS like 5. Gene Ontology annotation, cellular component: extracellular matrix. Lineage: Eukaryota; Metazoa; Chordata; Actinopteri; Perciformes; Sebastidae. The record is from RefSeq and is a predicted model, not a curated record. The transcript is spliced from 13 exons. Gene Ontology annotation, molecular function: metalloendopeptidase activity; protein binding. Gene Ontology annotation, biological process: extracellular matrix organization. Bases 610 to 2388 code for a protein of 592 amino acids.